Messenger RNA from Drosophila mauritiana, 747 nucleotides. RefSeq names its product general odorant-binding protein lush (gene lush). Gene Ontology annotation, biological process: olfactory behavior; sensory perception of smell. Lineage: Eukaryota; Metazoa; Arthropoda; Insecta; Diptera; Drosophilidae. Gene Ontology annotation, cellular component: extracellular region. The transcript has 3 exons. The record is from RefSeq and is a predicted model, not a curated record. Bases 1 to 462 code for a protein of 153 amino acids. Gene Ontology annotation, molecular function: odorant binding; dibutyl phthalate binding.
AUGAAGCAUUGGAAACGACGCUCUUCCGCGGUUUUCGCGAUCGUCCUGCAAGUGCUGGUACUCCUGCUACCCGAUCCUGCAGUUGCCAUGACCAUGGAGCAGUUCUUGACCUCGCUAGACAUGAUCCGCAGUGGUUGUGCGCCGAAGUUUAAGCUCAAGACUGAAGAUCUCGAUCGGCUUCGCGUGGGUGAUUUCAACUUUCCGCCAUCGCAGGAUCUCAUGUGCUACACAAAGUGUGUGUCCUUGAUGGCGGGCACUGUGAACAAAAAGGGCGAGUUCAACGCGCCCAAGGCCCUGGCCCAACUUCCGCAUCUGGUUCCCCCGGAAAUGAUGGAGAUGUCCAGGAAAUCCGUUGAAGCUUGCCGGGAUACGCAUAAGCAAUUCAAGGAAUCGUGCGAGAGGGUCUACCAGACGGCCAAGUGCUUCUCUGAAAACGCCGAUGGGCAGUUCAUGUGGCCUUAAAAAGGGUUCCCAGAAACCACCCAGUUCAUUCGGGUUCAUCCUUUAAUGCCCAAUCUUUCGAUGAUUGCUUUAAUAUCGAUGUUUAAAUUAUCAAAUAGAAUUGGAAAACCUUAGUAAGCUUAACAUUAAUUAUGACAAGAAAGAAAGUUAGCUUUGGCAAGCCGAAGUUUAUAAAACCUUGCAGUAAUAUGAUGUUGAUUAAAUUAAAACCAAAAUUUAUAUAUUUAAAAGAACUUAUGUAUACAGAAUAACAUCACUUUAUGAUUAAAAAUUACGAAACUGUAA